Messenger RNA from Myiozetetes cayanensis, 2865 nucleotides. It is a transcript of the gene PPP1R37, whose product is annotated as protein phosphatase 1 regulatory subunit 37. Gene Ontology annotation, molecular function: protein binding. NCBI's taxonomy places the organism in Eukaryota, Metazoa, Chordata, Aves, Passeriformes, Tyrannidae. The record is from RefSeq and is a predicted model, not a curated record.
CCCAGAACGUGACGGUGGAGGAGCUGCUGGGGGCCUACAGGCAGGCCUGCCUCAAGCUCAGCUGCCGCCAGAUUCCCAAACUCCUGAGGCAGAUCCAGGAAUUCAAGGAUCUGGCUCCCAGGAUAGACUGCUUGGAUCUGAAAGGUGAAAAGUUGGAUUCCCGGGCGUGCGAGGCCCUCGAGGAGAUUUUCAAGCGGCUCCAGUUCAGACUCGUGGACCUGGAACAAACCAGCCUGGACGAGGACGGAGCGUCGGCGCUGUUCGACAUGAUCGAGUACUACGAGUCGGCCACGCACCUCAACAUCUCCUGCAACAAACACAUCGGGCCCCGCGGCUGGCAGGCGGCUGCUCACAUGAUGAGGAAGACGAGCUGCCUGCAGUGCCUGGAGGCUCGGAACACGCCCCUGCCCGACAGCGCCGCUCCCUUCGUGGCGCGGGCGCUGCGCAUCAGCAGCAGCCUGGCCGUGCUGCACCUCGAGAGUGCCGCCCUCUCCGGCAGGCCCCUCAUGCUCCUCGCCACAGCCCUGAAGAUGAACGUGAACCUGCGGGAGCUGUACCUGGCUGACAACAAACUGAACGGGCUGCAGGACUCGGCCCAGCUGGGGAACCUCCUCAAGUUCAACUCCUCCCUGCACAUCCUGGACCUGCGCAACAACCACAUCCUCGACUCGGGCCUGGCCUACAUCUGCGAGGGGCUGAAGGAGCAGAGGAAGGGGCUGGUGACCCUCGUGCUGUGGAACAACCAGCUCAGCCACACCGGCAUGGCCUACCUGGGAAUGACCCUGCCGCACACGCAGAGCCUGGAGACGCUGAACCUGGGCCACAACGCCAUCGGGAACGAGGGGGUGCGGAACCUGAAGAACGGGCUGAUCGGGAACCGCUCCGUGCUGCGCCUCGGCCUCGCCUCCACCAAGCUCACCUGCGAAGGGGCGGUGGCGGUGGCCGAGUUCAUCGCCGAGAGCCCGCGGCUGCUGCGCCUGGACCUGCGGGAGAACGAGAUCAAGACGGGCGGGCUCAUGGCCCUGUCCCUGGCGCUCAAGGUCAACCACUCCCUGCUGCGCCUCGACCUGGACCGCGAGCCCAAGAAGGAGGCGGUGAAGAGCUUCAUCGAGACGCAGAAGGCGCUGCUGGCCGAGAUCCAGAACGGCUGCAAGAGGAACUUCAUCCUGGCCAAGGAGCAGGAGGAGAAGGAGCAGCAGCUGCAGCCCUCGGCCUCCAUGCCCGAGAUCACCGUCACGGGCCCGGAAAACCGCGAUGGAGACAAGGAGGAGGACAAGGAGGAGGAGGAGGAGGAGGAAGGAGGAGGAGGAGGGGGCGGAGGCCCUGGCGGCCGAGGAGAACGGGACACUGAGGCCCCUGAGGAGGACAAGGGUGACAUUUCGGACUCCAGUUCGGACACGGACGAGGAGGGGGCAGAGCCCGAGGGCUCGGGACCCCCCCGGCCCCCGGAGCGGCCGCGGGAUCGGCCCUGCCCGCCGCCAGCCCCCCGGGAAGCUCCGCCGGCCGUGGCCGCUGCCCCCGCGGCCUCCCCGGGGCUGCAGAGGAGGAUCUCGGUCUCCAGCCCCGGCAGGGGCCACAAAGUCUUCGUGGUGACCCGCGUGGAGCCCCUGCCCGAGGGAGGAGCCGCCGGACCGAGCCCUCCGCAGCCGCAGCUGCAGCCCGAGCCAGGGCCGUCCGGGGAGAACGGGGCUGUUUCUGAGGCGGUUCCUGAGGCGGUUCCCGAGGGCCGCCGGUCCGAGCCCGAGCCGGAGCCAUCCCGGGAGAAUCGGGGCCGCUUCCUGAGGCAGUUCCUGAGGGCCGCCGGUCCGAUCCAGAGCCGGAGCCAUCCCGAGAGAACGGGGCCGUUCCUGAGACCCGCCGGCCGGAGCCGGAGCCGCCAGCCGCCUGCCGAGCCGGAGCCAUCUCGGCCCGAUCCGGAGCCAUCCCGGGAGAACGGGGCCGUUCCUGAGAGCCGCCGGCCGGAGCCGGAGCCAUCUCGGCCCGAUCCGGAGCCAUCCCGGGAGAACGGGGCGGUUCCCGAGGCGGUUCCCGGGGCGGUCCCCGAGGGCCCCCGGUGCGGGAGCCCCGCCCGGGACCCUCCCCUGCCCAACGGCCUCAAGGCGGAUUUCGCGCGGGCGCUGCCGGAGGCGCCCUCGGAGGGCGGCGGGAAAGGCGGGAGCUGCGGCGCCGAGCACGAGCUGAGCUGCUCCAAGAACGAGCAGGAGCUGGAGGAGCUGCUCCUGGAGGCCAGUCGGGAUCCGGGGCAGGAGCCGCUCUGAGGCCGCAGGUCCUGUCCGGGAUCCUCCAGCUUUCUCUGGGAUCAUCCAGCCCCCCCUUCCUCCUCCUCCUCCUCCUCCUCCUCCUGCUCUUCCCGCUCCGCACAACAGGAAUUCCGACCGAAUUCCUCACGGGAAGGGAGGAAGGGGGAGAGAGGCGGCUCCGGGACUUUGGGAAAAGGCGAUUGUAUCCCGGUUUUUCCCUGCCCUGCCCUCCCCACACACACAGAGAGCCCUCCCCGGGGCCUUUCCCGAGGGUUUGGGAAGGGCGAGGAGAGAGCAGGGAAAGGAUUUUCCCCUUCCCUUCUCCCCCCGAGGGGCCAUUCCCGCCUCAUUCCCGGCUCGUUCCCGCCUCAUUCCCGCCGGGAGCUGACGGGCCACACACUACAGGGAUGCAGGGAGCGGGAGAGGCCGGGAAUUCCUCACUAAAACCCCCCCAAAAGUGGGUUUUUAUUUAUUUUUUUCCAAGUCGUUGGUUUGGUUUUUUGUUGUUGUUUUUCCCCUUUUUUUUUUUUUUGGUGUUUUUAUUUUUUUUUCGGGUCUCUUUUUUUUUUUUCUUUUCCUUCUUUUUUUUUUUUUCCCCAGUUCUCUUUUUUCUUUCUCACCAGCU